Messenger RNA from Bombina bombina (fire-bellied toad), 4624 nucleotides. It is a transcript of the gene SLC25A40, whose product is annotated as solute carrier family 25 member 40. Lineage: Eukaryota; Metazoa; Chordata; Amphibia; Anura; Bombinatoridae. Gene Ontology annotation, biological process: mitochondrial transmembrane transport. The transcript is spliced from 12 exons. The record is from RefSeq and is a predicted model, not a curated record. Bases 291 to 1205 code for a protein of 304 amino acids.
UGGGUACCUGUCAAACUGCUUCAGUCUCUCGUUCCCUACUUACCUAACUAGAGAUGAAGACCUGCGUUUGCUGGAAGUUACCGCUGCUCACGUAGACCACGCUCAGUGAAGAGCACAGAUUCUGGAUUGUUUGUAAAUGAUGAAGGAAAAAGAACCAGCUGAAGGAAAAGUGAGAAAAAUGAAGGAUCAUGAUGACGUGUUACAGGGAUGUAAAGAUAUCACACCUUUCCAGCAGAUUAUUGCAUCUUCUGUAGGAGCCCUGUUCACAUCACUGCUUGUUACUCCACUUGAUGUUGUCAAAAUCCGACUGCAGGCCCAAAAAAAAACAAUUUAGCAAAGGUAAAUGUUUUGUCUAUUGCAAUGGCCUAAUGGACCAUCUGUGUUUGUGUGAAAAUGGAAGCAGUAAAGCAUGGUACAAAGCUCCGGGCCGUUUCAGUGGAACUCUGGAUGCUUUUGUCCAAAUUAUCAGAAACGAAGGUGUCAGGUCCUUGUGGAGUGGACUUCCUCCAACUCUGGUGAUGGCACUGCCAGCUACAGCUAUAUAUUUUACCUGCUAUGACCAGCUUCGGGACAUUCUAAUUCAUAGAAUGGGGGGAAGCAUUGAAAGCGCCUCUCUCAUUGCUGGAGCCACAGCUCGACUUGGCUCUGCAACAAUAAUUAGUCCACUUGAAUUAAUACGAACCAAGAUGCAGUUUCGACCUCUGUCCUACAUGGAGCUGAUAUUAUGCAUCCAAAGCUCAAUAGCUAAUGACGGAUGGUUAUCUCUUUGGAAAGGAUGGGGGCCAACUGUUCUGAGAGAUGUUCCAUUUUCUGCAAUGUACUGGUACAACUAUGAACUUGGGAGGAGAUGGUUAAGCCAAAGGUACAACACAAUGCAGCCCUCGUUUGUAAUAAGCUUCACAGCUGGGGCAGUGUCCGGUUCGAUUGCUGCUGUAGUAACGUUGCCUUUUGAUGUCGUUAAAACUCGAAGACAAGUUGAAGUUGGGGAACUUGAAGUGUUUAAUUAUACGCAGAAAAGAUCCAAAUCCACUUGGAAAGUGAUGAACACAAUCGUGGCUGAGAAUGGUUUUAGGGGUCUGUUUGCUGGUUUGAUUCCUCGCUUAAUCAAAGUCGCACCUGCUUGUGCCAUAAUGAUCAGCACUUAUGAAUAUGGAAAGUCCUUUUUUCGGAAAUUAAAUCAUGAAAAGCAGCUAAAAACCACAUAAUUAUCAGAAGAAAAUACACAGACUUUUCCACUCAGCUGCAACAACUGCCAUCUAACUUACUACAGUUUGAUUUCCAACACAUCCUCUCCCAAACUCAGAGAAAAUACACAGACUUUUCCACUCAGCUGCAACAACUGCCAUCUAACUUACUACAGUUUGAUUUCCAACACAUCCUCUCCCAAACUCAGAGAAAAUACACAGACUUUUCCACUCAGCUGCAACAACUGCCAUCUAACUUACUACAGUUUGAUUUCCAACACAUCCUCUCCCAAACUCAGAGAAAAUACACAGACUUUUCCACUCAGCUGCAACAACUGCCAUCUAACUUACUACAAGUAGCCUUCUGGAAAACAGCCUCAUUAUAUUUUACCUACCAAGUUGUUUUAUUGUAUGUGUUUGUAUAUUUAGUGAUAAUUCCUUUUGUUUUGUUUUUAUUUUAAAUGUAUAUACUACCAUGACUCUGUAAUUACAGGCUGUGCUAGUCAUAAUUUGCAUAGCUCUAGCUCAUUGCAUAUUUGAUCAAUUUUAUGUCUGCCAUUAUGUUAUGUUAGUUUAAGCAGCUAUUGCCCUGUUAUCUGUAUAUUUGUUUAAUGGUUUUAUUUCACCCCUGGAAUACCUCAGUCUCAUUCUUAUCUCUGUAAUAUUUUGUUGAUGUUUUUUUAUUCUGUUUCUGCAUGAUUGACCCCCAGCUUAAAUGUACCCUCCCACUCCUUUAACACACUCUUGCUGGACCGUCAUUAACCUAACAUCUAACUUACUACAGGUAUCCUUCUGGAGAAAAUCACGGAGUUCAGCUGAUUUUCUUCAUUACAAAUUCAUCUUGAACUCCUACUACUCUGCCCUUAAUCUCCACAAGCAACACUACUUCUCUACUCUUAUCUCUAAUCUUUCUUCAAACCCAAAACGUCUGUUCUCCACUUUCAAUACUCUCCUCCGCCCUCCCCCACUUCCUAAUACAACUUCUCUGUCAGCUCAAGACUUUGCCAGUCACUUCAUUAACAAAAUUGACUCCAUCAGACAUGAAAUCAGCUCUCAACACAAUUCCAUUCUCUCCCCCACUCAAAUACUCUCACUCAACCACAACCCUCAUAACCUGAAACUUAGUUCAUUCUCCCCUGCUACUGAGGAAGAAGUUUCAGCACUUACACUGCGCUCUCACCUAACUACCUGUCCCCUUGACCCUAUCCCCUCACAGCUUCUCCCCACUCUCUCUGCUACCCUUACCCCUAUACUAACACACAUUUUCAACCUCUCCCUCAGCACUGGUACAUUUCCCACAUCGAUGAAACAUGCACUGGUCACACCUAUCCUCAAAAAACCUUCCCUUGAUCCUACCUCCCCAUCCAACUACCGCCCUAUUUCCCUCCUCCUUCUUGCUUCAAAACUUCUCAAAAAACUAGUAUAUGCACGCCUAUCCCAUUUCCUUACGUUAAACUCCCUUCUUGACCCGCUGCAAUCUGGAUUUCGUCCCUAUCACUCCACAGAGACAGCUAUUGUUAAGGUCACCAACGACCUAAUUACAGCUAAAUCAAAAUGCCACUUCUCUCUGCUUAUCCUCCUUGAUCUGUCCGCAGCCUUUGACACUGUCGACCACCCUCUUUUGCUCCAAACCCUCCAAUUCUUCGGCAUCUGUGACACAGCCCUUUCGUGGCUCUCUUCCUACCUGUCAAACCGUACCUUCAGUGUAGCCUUCUCUGGGGCCUCCUCUGCCCCGUCACCACUUUCUGUCGGAGUACCGCAAGGCUCUGUCCUCGGUCCCCUUCUCUUCUCAAUCUAUACGUCAUCACUAGGUUCCCUAAUUAAGUCCCACGGUUUACAAUAUCAUUUGUAUGCCGAUGACACCCAAAUCUACUUCUCUGCACCAGAACUAUCUCCUUCCGUGCUAACCCGUGUCACUAACUGUCUUUCUCACAUCUCUUCCUGGAUGUCCUCUCACUACCUCAAGCUAAAUCUCUCCAAAACUGAGCUCCUCAUUUUCCCCCCUUCUUCCAAAAUCUCCACUCCCAAUAUCUCUAUAACUGUUGACAACUCCAUCAUUACCCCUACCCCGCAUGCCCGAUGUCUCUGGGUCACAUUUGACUCAGAUCUUUCCUUCACUCCUCACAUUCAGUCCUUGGCUACAGCCUGCCGCUUCCACCUUAAAAACAUCUCUAAAAUUAGACACUUCCUUACACAAGACACAACUAAGAUUUUAAUCCACUCUCUCAUUCUUUCCCGCCUUGAUUACUGCAACUCUGUCCUCUCUGGUCUCCCCACCUGCCGCCUAGCUCCUUUACAAUCCAUAAUGAAUGCAUCUGCCAGACUCAUCUUCCUUACACGUCACUCUUCAUCUGCUGCGCCUCUCUGCCAAUCCCUUCACUGGCUUCCUCUUGCCUCUAGGAUCAAACACAAAACUCUCACUCUGACAUACAAAGCCCUCAACUGCACUGCUCCCCCCUACAUCUCAGACCUUGUCUCCAGAUACUCUCCCUCCCGUCCCCUUCGCUCUGCUCAUGACCUCCUACUCUCCUCCUCUCUUGUCACCUCAUGACACUCCCGUUUAUAGGACUUCUCCAGACUGGCUCCCAUCUUGUGGAACUCUCUGACUCGCUCCACAAGACUCUCUUCUAGUUUUAAAAGCUUCAAGUGCUCCCUAAAGACUCUACUGUUCAGGGACGCAUACAACCUACGCUAACCUUUCCUAAUGCCAGUUCCUCUCCUCCACUGCAAUCCCCUGAACCCUCUUAGCAUGUAAGCCUAAAAGUCCAGCUGUUUGUAGAUCACCUUCUUAAGAGCUGACUACAACAGUGCAACUCUUGGCAGGGCCCUCUACCCUAUAAUUUUUUUUUUGUACUCCCCCUUUGUUUAUAGCGCUGCGGAAUCUGUUGGUGCUCUACAAAUAACUAAUAAUAAUAAUAAUACCCCACUGGGAGUGUUAUUUCUUCUGCUUGCCAAAAACUUUCGGAAUAGGUGGGGAUACUAUAGGCUAUUCAACUAUUUAAAAUGGCAAUAUAAAGGUAAUGGAUAUACUUGUAAACAAUUUAAUACUCUGCAGCAGGUAAAGUGGCUCAUUGGGAACAAAUUAAAGGGGAGAACAUUUUUGAGUAAACUGUUCCUUUAAAUCUUGUGCGAAUCUGUAAAGCAGUGUACCAUGACUGCCCCUCAUUCCUGGGUGUUACAUAUCAGUAAAUUUCAUCCCACUUUCAGUUUUUGUGCCAAAAAUACUAAUUAAAGGCUAAUGUGUAAAAUAACAAAUAUAUUUAAAAAAUUGUUAACUUAAUCUAUGACUUUAUUUAUAUCCUUAAAUCGGUAUUGUGCCUUUUUAGCUUUUAAUAAAUAUUUUUACUGUGGGAAACACUGCAUGUGUUGUACAAUGAUAACUAUGUUUCUUAUUUGGCUGUGUCAACUUCAAAAGUAAUAAAUUCCCACUUUUGAUAACA